This is a messenger RNA of Encephalitozoon romaleae SJ-2008, 1104 nucleotides long. RefSeq names its product Cdc3-like septin. Gene Ontology annotation, biological process: cytoskeleton-dependent cytokinesis. The transcript has a single exon. NCBI's taxonomy places the organism in Eukaryota, Fungi, Microsporidia, Unikaryonidae. The coding region runs from base 1 to 1104 and encodes 367 amino acids. Gene Ontology annotation, cellular component: cell division site; septin ring; microtubule cytoskeleton. Gene Ontology annotation, molecular function: molecular adaptor activity; GTPase activity; GTP binding. The record is from RefSeq and is a predicted model, not a curated record.
AUGACGCAAAAAGGUAUAGGUGUAUCGAAUCUUCCGAAUGUGAAAUACCGAAGCUUUUGUAAAGCAGGUAUAGACUUCAACAUAAUGCUGGUUGGCUCAAACGGCCUGGGAAAGACAUCCUUCAUCAACCAAAUGCUUGGAGACUCUGUUCUAUCCUCUGAUCCUUUUCUGAAGCCUGAUGAUGAGCAGCAGAGCAAUGACUCCACUAAAGUAUCCGAUAAAGACGGUUGCGAGGAGCAGGAAGACAAGUAUUUCCAUAGGAACUCUCUUAUUAAUAUCCAGAUAUCCAAGUUCUUUGUGAUGGAGAAAGACUUCCAAACAAGAAUUACUAUAGCUGAGAUAGAUGGAGUAGGUGACAAUGUUUGCAACCAUGAAUGCUGGGUUCCGAUUGUUGACUUGAUUCAGGAUAAUUUCAAAGAUUAUUUGGAGCAAGAGAGAAGGAAUGUCAGGCCUCUGAUAAAGGAUAAGAGAUUCCAUGUAUGUCUUUACUUCUUAGAGCCAAAUCCAUCGCAUGUGAAGUUGGUAGACAUAAAGACGAUGAAGGAGAUAUCGAAGAUGUGCAAUUUAAUUCCGGUUGUUGGGAAGAGUGAUCUUCUGAGUGACAUUGAGAGACAGGAGUGCAGCAAUAGGAUUGCAGAAGCCUUGUACAGGGAGAGUAUCGAUGUCUUCCAUUUAGAUGUACCUGACAAGGAGAGGAUCGGCAAAUCUGAGUACCCCUUUUUUGUUAUUGCAAAAAGCACGAUCCCCGAGGAUAAUAACGGCUGCAGCAGAGAAUACCCAUGGGGAACAAUGAUCCUCGAGAAGGUGGUAAGUAACGACUUUUAUCUUUUGGUCGACAUCUUAAUAGCAAAGAACCUUAUAAAGCUUGUUGAGGCGACGGAAAUAUUCUAUGACGAUUACAAAACUAAAGAGAUUGGCCGAUCCAUAACAAACAAGUCAGGAGCCCUCGGGGAAGAUGACAAGAGAUUAACAAGGGAAAUUCAGAAGAAAAUCAAAGAAGACGAAAAGACCAUUGCAGAGAUAAGGCAAAAGUUGAUAGAGAAAAAAAAGUACUACGAAUCAAAGUUGCUUGAGAUUUCAGUCAGUCAUGAAAACGAAAAAUAA